UGACUUCCGUUCAACAGCAGGAAGUCCCGCCCAAACACUGCGUAAGCAUAAAAUUGAUUUACCGAGACACUAAAAUAAUCCACAAUAAUAGAUUUAUAAUGCUUAACUGCCUGAAUGAUAUGUAAAAUAAAGUUUUUUUUAAAAAAAAGACGCACGUGGAAAGGUACGAGAAACAAUGCGCAUAAAAAGAUAAAUGUUAGUUCCACAACCGGAAGUCCCACUCCCAAAACUCAAGUCAGUGUUUGUCACUGCAGACAUACGCACACUUAGCAGAUGUUUAAGCGUUUAUAGCGUAAUUAUUACACACUAUUAAGUUUACCGGUAUCGUUAAGAAGAAGUGCUUAUGAAUACAUACAGUGAAGAAAUGGAUUCCAGAAUGCACCCGUUGAAACCGAAGGAAAGAAAGCGCCGAAAGAAAAAGAAGAAGGAAAAAGAGAACACCGAGACGGAUGGUCCACAGCAGUCCAACAAGGAGGAGAAUCUGGCGGUUGGCGCUAAAUUGCGAGACAGCGAGGGAGGCGGGACAGAAGUCGGAGCGGAAGUCGGAAUGGAAGCUGCAGCGGAAGUCGGAAUGGAAGUGGGCUCCCGUGGCGAAAGCGAUUCUCGCGAUGUUGAGGAACUUGAUUUGACAAGUUGUUUCAUGAGGAACGCUUCCCAAAUAGUUCAGCGUAAAUUGAAGCAGAAACCUAAGAAGGAGAACGGGAGUAAGAAGCCACUCAGCAAAGAACAACUUCCAAAGAAAUCCGAUAAGGAUGUCGGGAAGGAGGUGUCUGCAGGCAAACACGUGUUUCCCGAUAAUAUUAAAAUAAGCUACGCCCUCGCUGCUGGUGGGAAUAAGUGGGCUAACGCCGGACAUUUUGAGUUGGCGGUGGAUUAUUUUACCCAAGCCAUCCAGUAUAAUCCUACGGAUGUCAAAUUGUUCGUAAACCGCGCAUUCUGUUUGGAGAAGUUGCAGGAAUACGAGAAGGCCCUGGCCGACGCGGAGUUGUGCCUCGGCAUGCGCCCGGGUUGGAAUAAGGGACUUUUUCGCAAGGGACGAGCUUUAGCGGGUUUAAAGAGAUACCAGGAGUCAAUCCAGGCCUUCCAGGAGAUUCUGAAGCUGGACGGUUCUUGUGCUGAGGCCACCCAAGAAAUUAUGCGAACGCAGACCAUGCAGCUCAUGGCGUACGGAUUUACGUGGGAGCAGAGUUCAAAUGCCUUAAUUAUACACAGGACGGUGCAGAAAGCACACGAGGUGCUAUCCCGAUUAAACCCGCGUAUCGGACCGGCGGCUCCCGAAAUCCCGGCGAAGACCCGACCCCUCGUGACGUCCAGCCCCCAAACUCAAGAGGAUUAUCCUCUGGAACUAUUUCCGGUGUGGGUGGGCAACCUGACUCCGGCGGUAACGGAACAGCUGCUCUGCAACCUGUUCAGCAGGGUGGGUUCGCUUCACAGCGUCAAGCUCCUGGUGAACCGACGCUGCGCCUUCGUGAACUUUACGCGACAGGAGUCCUGCGGCGAAGCCAUCCGACUAUUUCACCGCUUUGCGCUGAUGGGCCAGUGGAUUGCUGUUAGAUAUCCCGACAGGAUCCCCACGGGCAGGGGCUUUUCCAAGGCAGCCCUCAAGGCAAGACCUCCACAAUGACAAUUCCCAGCAGAAUUCAAGCGGGAGUGGCUACAUGCGCCCCAACAGACAAAAGAAGAAAAGAAGGGCCUUUUUAUUUUAUUGUUUUAAAUAAACCCCACACCCUGUUUUAUAUUUUAAUUUUUUUUAAUUAAAUUGUGACUUUUCUUUCCCAUUUAAUUAAAGGACUACAAAAUGA
Messenger RNA from Phyllopteryx taeniolatus (common seadragon), 1802 nucleotides. RefSeq lists its product as uncharacterized. The record is from RefSeq and is a predicted model, not a curated record. The transcript is spliced from 15 exons. Gene Ontology annotation, molecular function: protein binding; RNA binding. Bases 344 to 1624 code for a protein of 426 amino acids. NCBI's taxonomy places the organism in Eukaryota, Metazoa, Chordata, Actinopteri, Syngnathiformes, Syngnathidae.